ACUUUUUUGGAGAGAGGGGAUUCGUCUAUGGAGCUCCAGAGGGUGGAAUCGGCUUACGAGUCUCAAAAAAGGUUGCACGGUUAUCUGAAGGACGUGCAUGCUCGGUCUCUGUGGGGUAAAUUUUAUCCCUUUUCUGUUAUGGCUGAUGAGCUUUGCUGCUUUCCUGAUGAUAUGAAGAUGAUUGAUGAGGUCGGACAUGUUGGGACAAGCCAUUUCCUGCAGGUGAUUGGUGCGUGUAUUGUGGCUGUCGAAAGGGCCCAAGAACUUGCUUUGGAGAGGGAGCGCAAGGUUUCCUUGGAUAUUGCUGAGUUAUGCUCGGCCGUUCAAGAGAAAGAAAAAACCAUUGCUGAGUUGUCCUAUUCUCUGAGUUUGAAGGAGGCCGAGUUUGUUGAGGAGAGAAGUCUUCAACUUGCUUCUGCUGAACAAGUUAAGACUGUUAAAGGUGAGAAUAAUCAUUUAGAGUCAAGGAUUAAAGAGCUGGAGCAUGAGGUUUACGAGGCCUUUGCACAAGGCUUCGAUCGAGCCGUGUCUCAGGUGAAGGUGUUAUUCCCUGAGUCCGAUGUUACAAAGCUGGAUGCAACUAAGGUGGUCGUCAAUGACCAGCUUAUGGAUGAUGAGGCUGCUGAUGGAGAUGAUAGCAAGGAGUCCAGCAUUGGUGACAAGGCAGAUUAGGCCUUUUUUAUUUAUGUUUCGUUUUGUAAACUUAUGUAUGGCUCUUUGGCCUUGGACAUGUGUUUAGCUUUGUGUUGCCUUUUGGAUAUUUCCGAGUAUUAUUCUCGGCUUAUGUUUGUUGGUUUCCGAGUAUGAAGCUCGGUUUGACUGUUAGCACUUUGAUUAUAAGAUAUGUUAGUUAUCAGGAUUAUGAUAACACUAAUGGUUUGUUUGCAAUAGUAAUGACGUUUGUACAAUGAUUUGUGGCGUCCGGCCUCGUUAAAACCCUCUUCGAGUAAAACCCAUGUGGUUUGGGAAAAAACCUUCGAAGGGGAAAAAGAGUACCCUCAUCCGCGGAUUUACAAUAUGUAUUAUGAUUGAUAUUCCCUUAGUGAGGAGACAUUCCAUGUUCCUGGAAGUUGAUCUCCUCUUAGGGUUUCUAGCUUAUAAGCCCCCUUGCCGAGGUUCUUAAAUACUCGGAGCGGUCCCUCCCAAUUUGUUGCUAAUUUUCCAUGUGAUGGGGGCUUCCGUGCUUCUUCUGUCCUUCUAAGUACGAGAUCUCCCUCAUUGAAGGAUCUGUGUGCCACUCUUUUGCUGUGUCUUCGCUCUAUGAACUUUUUCAUAGCUCGUUGCCUUAUGGCUGAAAUGUCUCUUUCUUCUUCCACGAGGUCUAGCUUGGUUGUUCGGGCCUGCAAGUUGUUUUGUUGAUUGUAAAACUCGGUCCUUAUCGUUGGAAUGCUGACCUCCACUGGGAUUAGUGCCUCUGCACCAUAUACCAGCUUGAAGGGAGUUUCUCCUAUAGCAGAUUGUACUGUAGUAUUGUAACUCCACAAGAUUUUUGGAAUGAGGUCGGCCCACUCGCCCUUGGCCUCACCGAGCUUUUUCUUUAAACCCUGCAAGAUAAUUCUAUUAGCUGAUUCAACUUGCCCGUUGGUUUGUGGGUGCUCAACUGAGCUGAAAUGAUGUGUAAUUUUGAAAUUUGUUAGGAAAGAAGCGAGUUUAUGGUCUAUUAAUUGUCUCCCAUUAUCCGAGAUUAUCUCUCUCAGGAUGCCAUACCUACAUAUGAUAUUUUUCCAUAGGAAAGAGCUCACCUUUUCUGCCGUUAUGUGUGCUAGUGGUUGUGCUUCUACCCACUUGGAGAAAUAGUCUAUUGAUACUAAAAGGAACUUUAUCUGGCCUGGCGCUUUCGGGAAAGGUUCGAGGAUGUCCAGUCCCCACCUAUCGAAAGGCCAGCUUACCUCUAUGGUGUGUAGCUUUUUGGCUGGGAUUCCUGAAACGGUGGCGUGCUUUUGACAAUUGUCGCAUGCCUUGACUUUUGAGAUACAGUCUCUUUUGAUCGUUGGCCAGUAGUACCCUGUUCGUAAUAUUUUGGCGGCCAGUGCUCGGCCCCCGAUGUGGUUUCCGCAGACCCCUUCGUGUGUUUCUGCCAUAACUUCUUCGGCCUCAUCCUUGCUGAUGCAUUUGAGGAGUGGUUGGGAGUGUCCUCGUCUGUACAGGGUGUUUCCUACCACUAUGUAGAAGCUUGCUCUUCUUCGAAAGAGCGGCAAGUUUGGUUCCUCGUUUAGUAUGGCACCUGUGUUGAUGUAAUCGAGAAAAGGUGUUCUCCAAUCUUGUACCUGCAUGAUGCUUAAAAUUGUAUCCUGCUCGAAACUCGACUUAUCGAGUGUUAGUUGAGACAGCGCCGGUGUGUUUUCCGUUUGCCUUAUUGUGGCUAAUUUGGAUAACACAUCGGCUCUGGUGUUUUAUUCUCGGCUUACAUGAAUAAUAUCAAAUUUACUGAAUUUUGAGAUGAGAUCCUUUGUUAUGGGCCAAUAUUUCUCUAACAAAGGAUCUUUUACCUGGUACUCGCCUUUAAUUUGAUGCACUACUAGUGAAGAGUCACAGUAAACCGUUAUCCGAGGUAUCUUUAGUUGCUGGGUGAGUUUCAGUCCUGCUAGCGGAGCCUCAUAUUCUGCCUGGUUGUUACUUGCGUUGAAGCGGAACUGUAGUGAUUGCUCGGCUAUCACUUUGUCUCCUUCCUUUAGCAGUAUCCCUGCUCCGCUGCCUUCUCUGUUUGAAGCUCCAUCUACAUGUAUACUCCAACUGGCUUCUGUAGGUUGUGUUUCAUUAGUCAUCUCUGAUACAAAGUCGGCAAGUACUUGUGAUUUCAGAGUUUUCCUUGAUUCGUACUGAAUGUCGAACUCAGAGAGUUCGACGGACCAUUUGAUUAAUCGUCCCGCGAGCUCGGGUCUGGUUAAUAUCUGCCUUAGGGGUUGGUCUGUUCGUACUAUUAUUGUGUGACUCUGGAAGUACUGUCGUAAUCUCCUUGCCGUGGUGAUCAGUGCCAACGCCAGCUGUUCUAUUUUCGGGUACCUUGUUUCUGUUGGUUGUAAUACCCUACUAAUGAAGUAUACUGGGUUUGGCUUUUUCCUAUUUAAAUCACUAGGACCAAGCUUAUAGCAUGGUUAGAUACUGAUAAAUAUAAAUACAAUGGUUUACCUGUUUCUGGUCUCUGGAGUAUUGGGGGUGAUGUUAAGAGCUGUUUGAGCUCCAUAAAAGAAUUUUCGCAUUCCUCUGUCCAGGUGAAUUUCUUACUCUUAGAGAAUGUUUGAAAGAAAUGAUAAGAUCGGUUUGCCACCGCAGGUAGGAAGCGUGACAGGGCAGCUACUCUCCCUGCUAGUUGUUGGACUUCUUUAAUUGUCUUCAGGCUUGCCAUGUUCAGUAUUGCAUUACAUUUUUCUGGGUUUGCUUCUAUCCCUCGUGAGGUUAGCAUGAAGCCGAGGAAUUUUCCCCCUUGAACUCCAAAGGCACAUUUGUCCGGGUUAAGCCUCAUGUUGUAUGCUCGGACUUGGUUGAAGACUUCUAACAGGUCGUCACAAUGUGAACCUUGUGCAGGCAUUUUUGCUACCAUAUUAUCUACAUAAAUUUUCAUAUUCCGACCUAUUUGCUGUCGAAAUACUUUGUCCAUUAGUCUUUGAUAUGUCGCCCCUGCAUUUUUUAAACCGAAAGGCAUUACCUUGUAACAAAAAUUUCCAUGUUCUGUUAUAAAAGCUGUUUUGCUUUGGUCCUCUGGGUGCAUUAGAAUCUGGUUGUAACCAGAGUAUGCAUCCAUAAAACUUAAGCUUUUGAAACCGGAAGCAUUAUCAACUAAUUUAUCAAUGCAAGGUAAUGGGUAAGCGUCUUUAGGGCAAGCUUUAUUUAAAUUUGUAAAGUCGACGCACAUGCGCCAUUUACCUGAGUUUUUCCUUACCAUUACCACAUUUGAGAGCCAUGUGGUGAAGCGGAUCUCUCUGAUGAAACCUGCGUUGAGGAGUUUCUUGGUUUCUUCUAGUGCUGCUUGUUUUUUCUCUUUUCCGAGGUUUCUUUUCUUUUGUGUCACUAGUCGGACUGCUUUGUCAAUUGCUGACUUGUGGCAAAUGACUUCUAGACUUAUUCCAGGCAUGUCGUCUGGCGUCCAUGCAAAUAGAUCAGCGUUCUGACAUAGUAUUUCUAUGAGUUUUGUUCGUUCUUCCCCCUCUAGUGCUUCUCCGAUGUGUGUGUACUGCUUUUCAUCCGCUGUUAGUGUUACUCGGUGGAGGUUGUCCAUUGGCUAGGGUCUUUCGCUGAGAUCCUCUCUUGGGUCGAGCUUGGCUAACGUUAGGAUCUUGGCAGUAUUGUGUAUUGCUUUGACUUGUUGCCGAGCUGUCUGUUUUGUUUGGUUUUGCUUUAGACUGGCAUUGUAGCACUGCCGAGCUUCUUGGUGAUCGGCGUAUACUGUUGCUAUCCUGUUUUCCUGCACCAAAAACUUGACACACAGGUGUAAAGUGGACACUACUGCCCUGAAUAUAUUCAAGACGGGUCUUUCGAUGAUAAUAUUAUAAGGGCUAUAACAGUCUACUAUUAAAUAUUGGAUAUCAAUGGAUUUUGACAUAGGGACCUCUCCCAUCGUUGUCUUCAGCCAUAUGUAUCCCAUGAUGGGGACCCUUUCUCCAGAGAACCCAAUCAGCUCUCCAGAGGAAGGGUGCAUUAUUUUUUCUGAUAACUUCAUCUUUUUAAAAGUAGAAUAAAAUAAAACAUCAGCGCUACUACCUGGAUCCAGUAGUGUUUUUCUUACCAACAGUUAUCCAACUUGGAUGGAGAUUACUACUGGGUCAUCGAGGUUAGGGCUUGCCGACUUACAGUCUGAUUGAUUGAAUGAUAUCGUGACGUCUGGGUGCUCUUCUUUCUUCGAAUGCAGUGUUCCUUCGAUUACUAACAUUGCUCUGUAGCUUCAUUUUCUGGCCGAGAUUGUUCGACCUCCACCUGCAUAGCCUCCUGAUAUGUGGUUGAUGAUUCCUCUUGGUGGGUUGGGUGUUGUCUGUUUCCUUUUGUCCUUAUUCGUUGGCGUUCGUUGGUGUUUAUCCGUAUCCGAGCUGGUUGCUCUGGCUUUACGUCCUUCAACAUAUUUGGGUUUAUCACACACGAAUCGGAUUGGAUCAGAUAUAGGCUAAAAUUCUAUCCGAUCCGCACUACUCCCAUGGGAUCGGAUCAUAUAUGGUAUCCGUGAUUUUUUUAGGUCGGAUCAGAUCGGAUAUCGGGUAUAUUUGCAUAAUUCAAAAAUUUGUUUACAAUUGAAUAAACCAUUAUAAUUUCCAAACAAGUAAACCAUAUAAACCCUCAGUGCCAUAUAUGUUUACAAUUGAAUAAACCAUUCAAAUUUACAGAGUUUAUUACACAAUAAUAGUAUAACACAAUGAUUCAAGUACUUUAAUCUAUAAGCAUUUGUAUACAAAUAAUAUUUAAUCAUAAAAUUAAAAUUAAAUUACCUAUAAUACCAGAUGAGUUGAAGAGCAAAGACGAUGGAGUCGAAGAAGGCCUGGUCUGACAGAUUGAUGAAGCCGCUUGGAGAGACAACCACCGCCGAUGGAAGAGAAGACUAAGCCGCCAGAGGAGAUGACCUCACCGCUAGAGGAGGUGACCGCACCACUGGAGGAGACCACUGACCGCGAGUGCUGCACCAAUGAAGAACGCGACCUAUGGAGAACGCGUAUGGAGAACGCGACCGCCGUCCACCGCGUUGAUGGAGGAGGCGACGACCGUGCAAUUGGAGCUUGGAGGAAAUGACGAACUUAGGAGAUGGUGAUGGACAGUGAACGCCGAUGAUGGAUAGCGAACGCCGGUGACGGAGCAAAGUAGAGCCGGUCAGAGAGGAGAGGGAGAGCCAGAGUCUGGGAGGAGAGUCCAGAGACAGAGAACGAGAGAGGAGCGCCGUAACAUUAGGGAUUUAGAGUUAGGUCACAUUACAUUAGGGCUUAUUUGAAACUGGGCUAUUUAUACGAUGUGCGAAUAUGCUGAUCUGCGAAUCGGAUCCGCAAGUAUCACUGCCAAAUCCGCUAUCCGAUCCUACCAUAGUACGGAUCGGAUAAUAUCCGCAAAAUUCGGAUCGGAUGCGGAUAAUUACCACGGAUAUGCGGAUAUUUUCCGAUCUAUGUGCAGCCCUAGGUUUACAUUGAGCAAAGCUUUAGGUUGCAGCACAUUAUAUGUAGCACAUGUAUGACAAACAAGUGAGGGGGGAAGGGAGUGCAUCUGACCAAUAUUACUUGGAUAAAUUGAAUAUAUUUUUUAUAUGGAUGUAGAACAUUAUUGCUUAAAAUAUUGUCAGGUUCGAGUUUUCAUGUUCUAAUUUGAGAAGUUUCUUAUUGCUAAACAGUUUUGGAUUUUGAAAUCUGAAGACGAAACCGUUUUAAAAUGAGAAUAAAAAAAAGUAAUACUCUGAUUUGAGAAAUUUCUAAUUGUUAAACGAUUUUAGAUUUUAAAUUUGAAUAUGAAGAUGAAACAGUUUUGGAAUGAGAGCUGAAGAAAGUAUUUCAGAAUGAGAGCGGAAAAACAUUGAAAACGUGCGUAAUUUGAAUUAGUAUCGGUAGUGUGUGUUAUCACGGUAAACUUCUUACCUUAUCAUGACUUAUUAAUUGUUGUAUAUUAUAAAUAGAAUCCCGUUAAAAAGCCAAUGGAGUAUUUGUACAA
This is a messenger RNA of Arachis ipaensis, 6612 nucleotides long. RefSeq lists its product as uncharacterized. The record is from RefSeq and is a predicted model, not a curated record. NCBI's taxonomy places the organism in Eukaryota, Viridiplantae, Streptophyta, Magnoliopsida, Fabales, Fabaceae.